Messenger RNA from Danaus chrysippus (African queen), 1110 nucleotides. The record is from the annotation of a GenBank genome assembly. NCBI's taxonomy places the organism in Eukaryota, Metazoa, Arthropoda, Insecta, Lepidoptera, Nymphalidae.
AUGUUAGAAUGCUUUAUAAAAGAGUGCGACUCGAGCUGGAGGCUCAGUCCGCUCUACUCAACGAUGUCGGAAGUCGCUGACGAAUACCCAGUUGAAGAUUCUUGCUUGAUCGAUAUGGAUGCAUGCUACGAAACAUUUGAUAAAGAUGGGGACGGUCAGCUGAACUUGGAGGAGUUCCGUCUGAUCUGCAAGGCUCUGUUCCGUAACGACAAGGGGCACAUCUACCCGCUGUCCGAGGAGCGCCUGCGGCACAUGUUCCAGGUGUUCGACAGGAACCGGGACGGAGCCAUCGACCGCGAGGAGUUCGCCUUCUGCUGGAACCACUGGAUUAAAGUUAUAGUACGACCGACGAGCGCCUUCCUUAUAGUCGACGUUCAAAACGACUUCAUCUCCGGCACUCUCAACAUCAGCAAGUGUAACGCCCAACAAGACGGAUCUGAGGUCGUGGAGCCCAUCAACUGGUUGCUGUCAACUGUUCCAUUCGACUGCGUGUUCUACUCCCUGGACUGGCAUCCUCCAGACCACGUGUCAUACAUCGAUAAUGUUCACAUGAGGGAGCUCCAUCCUUCCAGCCCGGUGUCAGCAGACAAAGCCCAGGCCUACGACACGGUGGUGUUCGCUGGACCACCACCGAUGAAGCAGAGGCUGUGGCCACGGCAUUGUGUUCAGGAUACUUGGGGCGCGGAGUUGCAUAAGGAUCUGAAGGUUGUGGAAGGAGCCGUGAUGGUAUACAAAGGUACCAACCCUGAGGUGGAUUCGUACUCGGUGUUUUGGGACAACAAGAAGUUGACAAAAACCAGUCUUAGCACUCAACUCAGGGAGAGGAACGUCACCGACAUUUACAUCUGUGGACUGGCCUAUGAUGUGUGUGUUGGUGCAACAAUAGCCGAUGCUCUAGCCAUAGGCUACCGUUCGGUCUUAGUGGACGAUGCGUCGAGAGGCGUCGAACUCGCUGACAUCGAGCGAACCAAAGACACUAUCGUGUCCAACAAUGGAGUCAUAGUAGACUCUCAUCAGGUGUUGUCGAUGGUGGAGGGUCGCGACCGUCGCCCGGAGCUCGGCUACAAGCUGGCCAUGGAGCUGAAGACGGCUCUGGAGGAAGACAAGUGA